Molecule: messenger RNA, 981 nt
Organism: Penicillium subrubescens
Lineage: Eukaryota; Fungi; Ascomycota; Eurotiomycetes; Eurotiales; Aspergillaceae
Product: class I SAM-dependent DNA methyltransferase
Exons: 3
Coding region: 1-981 (326 amino acids)
Source: RefSeq, a predicted model, not a curated record
AUGGCGCAUCUCCCAGGUCUUGUCGCUAUCGCUGCCUGGCCGAGGGUUAUCAACACUGUUACCUACUACUCUAGCAAAAACAUGAAAACUAUUCAAGAACUUCUGGCUGAAAAGCCUAAUGAUAGUGAUCCACAGCCGGUUCAAUAUGUUGGAACGGUGGAGGCGUAUGAUAAGUGGGCAGAGGUCUACGACACAGAUGGGAAUUUCCUCCAACGCCUCGACACAAUCGAGAUGCGUCUACUACUGCCGAUCUUCCUGGACCGCGUAUACACCCGCUUCCAGGCACAAUCAGGACAAUUGACACUAUUGGAUCUGGGCUGCGGUACGGGGCGAAACACGAUUCAACUACUCGAAGCACUGGCACAGUAUCGGCGCCAGAAUGAAAAGGAUAUUACUUCCCCGACCAAGGUAGAUGUCGUCGGUCUUGAUGCAUCCCCAGGCAUGUUGGAUGUAGCCCGAUCCGCCAUCCAAACCUCCACCCAGCGCGAAGAUCUCAAGUCCAGUCCCGAAGUGACUCUCGACACCAUCGAUCUACGCCACCCUGCCACGGUGCGGGCGCAACUACCUGCAUCCCUUCAGAGUUCAGGUGCAGCCGGUGUGAUUUCCACUCUUGUACUAGAGCACAUUCCAGCGAAGGCGUUCUUCGAAGCUGCCUCUGCCACGAUGGCACCUGGCGGGUAUUUACUGGUCACGAAUAUGCACGCGGACAUGGGAAUGCGCAGCCAAGCUGGAUUCACGGAUCCGCAGACUGGAGUCAAGAUCCGGCCGACGAGUUACUGCCACUCCGUCUCGGAGGUACUGGCAGCUGCUGAGGAGGCCGGGUUCCAGGUGGAGGAUAUAGUUGGCCAGGAGGGUCAGGGUCAGGAUGGGGUUCUGGAACGGGAUGUGGAUGAGCAAUUGGCCGAGAAACUAGGUGUGCGGGCAAAGAAGUGGGUUGGUAUCAGGGUGUGGUUUGGGGUGUGUUUCAGCAAGAAGGCAUAG